Messenger RNA from Cuscuta epithymum, 460 nucleotides. The record is from the annotation of a GenBank genome assembly. NCBI's taxonomy places the organism in Eukaryota, Viridiplantae, Streptophyta, Magnoliopsida, Solanales, Convolvulaceae.
CGGAAAUAUUCAACGGUAAGUUAUAAGCCACAACCGGCCAACAACAUGGGCAUGCAAGCCCCAAAAAUAGUUUAUAGUAAUUCAAAUAUCCAUGAGCAAGUGUUUGGUAGUUUGAAAGAAAACAUGUUACAAUUUCUUGUUGGUUCUAAGCUAGCAUUUGAGAUAUCACUGGCAGAUGUCUCACAAACUCAGCUACAGGGAAAAACUGAUGUCAUGUUAGAGUUUCAUGUUGAUGAUACAACUGGAGCAAGUGAGAAAGAUUCAUUGAUGGAGAUAAGUUUUCACGUACCCAAUUCAAAUACCCACUUUAUGGUAUAAAUAUUUGCACAUUUUUUAAAACCGUCUCUUGUUUUUAAAGUUCAUCUAAUCCAUCCAUUUUCAAGUGUUCAAAGGCCAAGAUUUGUUCCCACUUUUCAUGGGAAGACUACUAUUUACUUGAACCAACCCCUAUAUAUAUAUA